Molecule: messenger RNA, 1110 nt
Organism: Camelina sativa (false flax)
Lineage: Eukaryota; Viridiplantae; Streptophyta; Magnoliopsida; Brassicales; Brassicaceae
Product: DNA-3-methyladenine glycosylase
Biological process (GO): base-excision repair
Molecular function (GO): DNA binding; alkylbase DNA N-glycosylase activity
Source: RefSeq, a predicted model, not a curated record
ACUAACAACCAUGAGUGAGUUUAUUUGAUAUGUCUAUCAGUCUAUGACAAAGUUGGCACCAGCCUCUUUGGAAAGAUCUAUUAUCUAGAUUGUUUCGGACAGCAUAAACAUCAUCACCCGCCAAAUAUAAUCAACGAUUAAAGGUCAACGUUCGCACUUUGUAAAAAGUCAAAGCCUUUUCGGUUGUAAUGAAAACGCCGACUCGUCGAUCGAAGAAGCGGGUUGAUGAGGAAUCGGGAGGGCCCAAUGUUACAAACCCCCGAGUAGCAGUAGUCCUACGGACACGAAAGACAAAAAACUGUUCCAAGAGUCGAGCCGUUCGGGUCAAACCCGAAGACCCAAAGUCCCCCACCACCUCCGACUCCGAGAUGAAGCUAAUGCCUCCUGAGUUCUUUCAAAUCGACGCCCUUGAUCUUGCGCCACGUUUGCUUGGGAAGUUCCUAAGGAGAGACAACGUCGUGCUGCGAAUUACUGAGGUAGAAGCUUAUAGACCAAAUGAUUCAGCUUGCCAUGGACGAUUUGGGAUCACUCAACGGACGGCACCAGUUUUUGGACCAGGAGGACAUGCUUAUGUUUAUCUAUGUUAUGGUCUCCAUAUGAUGCUCAAUAUUGUUGCUGAUAAGGAAGGUGUUGGAGCUGCUGUUUUGAUACGGUCUUGUUCUCCUGUUUCCGGACUUGAGACCAUACAGGAGCGCCGUGGCCUGAAAACUGACAAACCCGUUCUUUUAAAUGGACCAGGAAAGGUGGGACAAGCGCUUGGACUCUCAACAGAAUGGUCUCAUCAUCCACUUUAUUCUCCGGGAGGAUUGGAGCUUCUGGAUGGAGGAGAAGACGUGGAGAAAAUAGUGGUUGGUCCUCGCGUUGGAAUAGAUUACGCAUUGCCUCAACAUGUCAAUGCCUUGUGGAGAUUUGCUAUUGCAGACACUCCAUGGAUUAGUGCUCCUAAGAACACUCUUAAGCCUCCUCUCUAACUUCCAACUCAAAACUUCUUUUUGUUUUGGACCUCUUCAUUGUAAAUACUAGAUAUACAUCUACAUGUAAAGUAAUAAUAACUCUUUGGUGUUGGUGGUGUAAUAUUGUUUAUACUGCUUUGCCAAAGAGUAUGAUUUA